AUGAAAAAGAGUACUAAGACUUAAAUAAUUAAUAAGUAAAAACAUAAUGUUAAUUCCCAUACUAAAAAAACAACAGAAAUUCAAUAAGAAUCUAUGAUAUAAAGUGGAAGAGAUUGGACUAAAUAAUCAUUUCGUAGUUCUCAAAGUCCAUCUUAACACAGUUCUUCUGGUAUUAGUCCAAUAACAAAAAGAAUGUCUUCUUCAGCAAUUUAAAUACCGUCUAAUAUUAGAAUGCAAAAGAGAUAUUCAUCUAUUAUUGCCAAAGGAACAGAGAUGAAUUAAAGAUCAGUUAUUAAAUAUUUAGGUUUAAAUUUAGAACCUGUAUGUGAUAAAAAGAAUCAUGAAAAAAAUAAAUUAAUUUACAUUUGUUAAAAUCCUUUGUUUAAAGCUUAAAAAUGAUUAGGUUGUGCAUAUUGUUUACUGGAAGAACAUAAUAAUCAUGAGACAAUCGAGAUAUAACAAUUUUGUAAACUUUUUGAUGAAAAAUAUAGAGUGUUCUUAGAAUAAUGUAAUUCUAUUCAGAAAAUGCCAGAAAGAGUUACAGAAGUUAAAUAAAAAUUUGAAUAAUUAGCAAAAGAAAUUUUAUCAAAGCUUAAAUUAAUAGAACAAGGAAUAAUAUGUGCAAUUAAUGGUUUCUUGUUUUGGGAUAAUUAAGAAAAUGGAUUGACAGAAUUAGUAGAAUAACUUAUAAAAAAGAAUAUUUAUGAUAUGACUUAAAAUGAACUUUUUGAGAGUAUAGAGUUUAUCUAAGGAAAACAUAUUAGAGAAACUACUUAGAUUGUCACACAAACCAAUUUGGUAGUCAAAAGAAAACUAUUUAAUUAGAUUUGACUUGAUAGACAUUUUUCCCACAAUUAGAAUCUGAUAUAAUAUUUGCUUUAGAUGAUAAUAAGGAAAUGUUUAUCCAUGAUCAAGAUCUCAAUCUCAUUCGACUACAAAAAAUUGAUAUUAAAAAAUAAAGAUUGGAUGGAUUAUCCUAAUAAAUUAAAGAACAAAUCUAAAAUAAUACUAUCUAAUAGAUAUUACCAGAUUUUAAAUAGGAAGAUAUAAAGAUAAUGAAUAGUAUAGUCAAUUAAUCUUUGGAUAAAGUUGCAAGUGUUCCUGAGAUAAAUAAUCACUUUGAUUAUAUGCAUACAGAUAGAUUACAUGAUUAGGAAUUAGAUGAAUCUCAAUAGAAUAUUUAAAAAAAUGUUAAUACAUUCCCUCAUAUCAUCUAUAAUCAAGAUUGUGAACAUAGAUAAACAUGUAAUACAAUACCCAUCUUUGCUUGUUGUAAUAAGGCUUACCCUUGUGCUCAAUGUCAUGAUUAUAAAUUGCAUCCACCUAAAAUAUCAGUACCUAGCUAUCGAUAUUGUAUGAAGUGUUUGGAAAUCUAUUUGGUCAUCUACCCUACUAAUCAAGCAGUUAAUUGUCUAAAAUGCUAAUGA
This is a messenger RNA of Paramecium pentaurelia, 1427 nucleotides long. Lineage: Eukaryota; Ciliophora; Oligohymenophorea; Peniculida; Parameciidae. The record is from the annotation of a GenBank genome assembly.